Macroventuria anomochaeta is the source of this 3270-nucleotide messenger RNA. RefSeq lists its product as uncharacterized. The transcript is spliced from 4 exons. The record is from RefSeq and is a predicted model, not a curated record. Lineage: Eukaryota; Fungi; Ascomycota; Dothideomycetes; Pleosporales; Didymellaceae. The coding region runs from base 1 to 3270 and encodes 1089 amino acids.
AUGGCCGCAGCAGCGCGACGGUGGGUACGGCAUAUCGUAGCGACCCCCGCAACCUCACCCUGGGCGUCUGUCUUCCAAGUUGCGCCUGAUUCCGCCCUGCUGUGGGCUCUUCUUGCGCCCAGCCCUUCCUUUCCGCUACCCUAUUUCUCGCUAUCCCACCGCCAUUCUAGCAGCACACUGUGCAUCUUCCUACCCGUGAGCGUGUUGAUCAACACGUUCGCCAAUCACUGCGAACAGCGAUCGGCACCACUGCGCGUUCCCGCUUCACUCCGCCCGCAGCCACGGCGCCCCAGAGGAUUCGUCAGGCCGACUGGCUGGGCAGACGAGACUGCACCGCGACAUCAUAGCGGAUUCGCUACCACCACGGCAGCAGCCGACGAUACAUUACACAUAACACCGCGCUCUCUCUGCGACCCCGCGCUGCGACACUCUGCCCCACGUCCUGGCCCCCACCUUGCGUCGCCCACGACCAUGUCCGUCAUCUACAAGCGCAGCGAGCGCGAGCGCGAGCGCGACUGGGAGACGCAGUCCCAGGGCGGCGCCCGCAGCUACACCACCGUCCGGCGCUACAAGGUGCCCGACCACAGCCUGGAGGAAGACACGUACGAGCAAGAGAUGCGCCUCGUCCACCGGCCCCGCGAGGACUACGAAGAGCGCCGAGAAGUCAGGAAGGAGUACGUGGUGGAACGCAACGACCCGGGACCCGGCCGCAGCGAAGUCCGCGAGUACCGCUACGUCGACCGCUCGCCCUCGCCGCCGCGCCGCGAAGUCCGCGAGUACCGCAUCGAGCGCGAGAUUGACCGCUCCCCAUCACCUGCCCGCUCCAGCGCACGUGAGAUCCGCAUUUCGCGCGAAUACGAACGUGACGUCCAGGAGCAGCAGCGAGACUACCAGCCAUACGAGCUUGAGAGGUACUCCCGCUCCACAGAGUUCUUCCGUCCCGAACCACCCCCCCAGCAGGCCCCCCAGCCCAUCAUCAUCCGCAACGAAGCCCAGCCUGCGCAGCAGCCUAUCAUUAUCCGGGAGGAGGUGCCACAGCCCAUCAUCAUCCGGGAGCGCAUCCAGGAGCCCGCCUACGAACUUGUUGAGCGUUCGGAAGUUUACGAUGACAGACAGGUUGCCCGUCCCCGCGUCGACGAGGACUAUUACUACGAGCGUAGGGUGAAGGAGGUAGACCGAGGCGGCCGCAGAGACGAGCGAUACCUCGAUGAACGCGAGUACCGAGACCGUCACGGUGACCGAGACUACUACAGCGACGACGAUGUGGUAUACGUCCACAAGGAGAAGGACACGUGGGGCCGUGAUGGAAGUCCAAACGGCAAGCGCAGCGCCGCAGCAGGAGCGCUUGCUGGAGUCGCCGCCGGCCAGAUCCUCAGGCAUCACCGCAAGAGGAAGGGCGAAGAGGCUGGGGGCAACAUUGGCAAUGCCCUCGGCUACGGCACGCUUGGUGCUGUAAGUGCCGUGGCUCUCGACCGCUACAACAACCGCGACAGGUCUCGCUCCCUCUCCUCGGACCGAGGUAGGCGUAGGAGGCACAGGAGCAAGAGCCGCAACCGCAGCAAGUCCCGUGUGAGGGAAGUUGGCACUCUUGCUGCUCUUGCAGGCGUUGGCCUUGCUGCUUACGCUGUAGGAAAGCGAAACAAGGAGAAGAACGCGCCCGUUACUACCGUGGUCACAGAGCACCGGAGUAGGUCCCGAAGACGGAGGGGAAGUUCAAGACAUGGAAGGAGUAGGUCUAGGUCUGUGACUGUUGUCGAGGAGGAUGGCCGUGGUAGAUCUCGAAGCACGAGUAAGCACAUGGAUCCUCAGCACCGCAACAACCGAGCAGCAUCCGUUGGUCUUGCCAGCGCUGCUGUAGCCGGUCUGGUCCAACACAACCGCAGCAAGUCUCGAAAGCGCAAGGGAAAGCGUUCGCCUAGCCGAGUUCGCCAGGGUGUGCCGAUUGCUGCCGCUGGUGUCGCCGGAGCAGCCGUCGCUGGACUGUAUGAGAAGCACAAGGCUAAGAAGGAGGCUAGGGCGCUCUCGCAAUCUAAGUCGAGGUCGCGCUCAAGAUCAAGGUCGGUGCUCUCCCGCCUCACUGGGCGCAGCUCCAGUAGACCUAGAAGCGCAAAGAGUGACCCUGUGCUAGUAGAGUACGGCGGUGAUCCGAUCUAUACCGAUCGUGAACGAAGUCGAUCACGCGGCGCACGCGGCAGACGACGACGCGGUUCCUCUUCCUCCUCGGUCGGUCGACGUGACACCAGGAGCCGAAGCAAGAGUCGCGCACGAUCGGUAGCAGAGACGGCAGCGGUCGCUGGAGUUGCUGGAUUGGCCGCUCACGAAGCAGCGAAGCGGCGCGAUCGCAAGAAGGCUGAGAAGGAGCGAGAUCGACGACACGAGGAUGAGUCUGCCUAUAGUCAAGGCAGCUACAGCCCGGGCGGACGCUACAGUCCUGGCCAAUACAGCCCGGGUCAAUCGACCGCACACCCCAAUGACUCCCGUUAUUUUCCAGAGACCAACUACUUCCCUCCACCACCAACAGCUCCUGUAGGCCACGUAGAUGGCAACCUUCCUAAUGCCCCGUAUCCACCUUAUAAUCCGGCCGACUACCCACCACACAAUAACUACAGUCCACAACCACCUGCAGGCGGCUAUGCCCACGAGGAUAUGAACCCAGGAAACCCUUAUGCACAUCAAGAUCAGAACCACUACUACCAGGCGCGUCGCGGAGACGAGAAUGUGAGUGCUCCAGUCCCUAAGAAUGCUGGCACCGAGCACGUUACUCCUAUUUUUACGCGUGGUGGGUCCCAACCUACCCACGCAGCUGACGACCGUACUGACUAUGCAUCAGGUCUAAAUCAGACUCGCGACGAGUCACCACCACUUGCACCCAGUCCAGUCAGCACACGCGAGAAAGAAGUGAAGUUUGAUCUCAAUCCGCAAGAGCAGGAGAUAUCACCCAAUCCUUCGCCCGAGCGUACCGACAAGAACAGAGACCGGCAUCGCGAGCGUAGAGAAGACAGUGAUUCUGGUGAUGAGAGCCGUGGUUCCGACCGAGACAGAGAUCGAGACAGGGACCAUCACAGACGACGCCAUGCCGACGAACGAUCUACUAACGGCUCUCAAGGUUCAGGGCGCGACCGCAAACGACACCGACGUGCUGAGUCUCCUGGGUCUGACACAGAUUCCACUAUUGAACUUCCCCCACGGUUUGACGAGAAGGGUCGCAGAAAGGGUGACGAUCCAGCAGCAGACAGAUUGGAGAGUGUCUUGCAGUCUUUGUUCCGGUAG